Molecule: messenger RNA, 3814 nt
Organism: Chelonoidis abingdonii (Abingdon island giant tortoise)
Lineage: Eukaryota; Metazoa; Chordata; Testudines; Testudinidae
Gene: SMC5
Product: structural maintenance of chromosomes 5
Biological process (GO): double-strand break repair via homologous recombination
Cellular component (GO): nucleus; Smc5-Smc6 complex
Molecular function (GO): single-stranded DNA binding; ATP hydrolysis activity
Source: RefSeq, a predicted model, not a curated record
UGGCGCAAAGAUGGCGGUCCCAGGCAAACGGAAACUCGGGGCAGCCACUAGCGACAACGGUGCCGGGUGGAGUAAGCGGGGGUCAGGGGCUGCCGGGCCAGAGGGAAGCGGCCGGGGGCAGCCGCAGUCGCUCUUCGUGGAGGGCUCUAUAGUCAAGGUCACUAUGGAGAAUUUCCUAACAUAUGAUAACUGUGAAGUGUCUCCAGGACCCCAUUUGAACAUGAUAGUAGGAGCUAAUGGAACAGGAAAGUCAAGCAUUGUUUGUGCCAUUUGUCUGGGAUUGGCAGGAAAACCUUCUUUCAUAGGGCGUGCGGACAAAGUUGGUCUGUAUGUAAAGCGAGGGUGCUCAAAAGGCUUGGUUGAAAUUGAACUGUUUAAGACUCCUAAAAAUCUCAUUAUCACACGUGAGAUUCAUGUAGCAAACAAUGCAUCAGUGUGGUUUGUCAAUAAAAAGCCUUCAACCCUGAAAAUAGUAGAGGAGCAGAUUGCAGCCUUAAAUAUCCAAGUGGGCAAUCUGUGCCAGUUUCUUCCUCAGGACAGAGUUGGGGAAUUUGCAAAACUGUCCAAGACUGAGCUUCUUGAAGCUACAGAGAAAUCAGUUGGCCCACCAGAAAUGUACCAGUUCCACUGUGAACUAAAAAACUUCAGAGAGAGAGAGAGAGAACUUGAGAAUUCAUUGCAAGAAAAAACUAAUUUCUUGGAGAAAAUGAAGCAAAGAAAUGAACGGUAUAAGCAAGAUGUGGAGAGAUACUAUGAACGCAAGCGUCAUCUAGAUUUAAUAGAGAUGCUUGAGAGAAAAAGACCGUGGGUGGAAUAUGAAAACGUUCGCCAAGAGCAUGAGGAGGUGAAACAAAACCGUGACCAUGCAAAGGAAGAAUUAAAAAAACUACAACAAACACAGUCUCCAAUGACACAGCAAAUUCAAGAAGUUGAAAAGCAGUGGAGGAAUUUGGAUAUAAAAAUCAAAGAGAAGACUGCUGAAAUCAAAGACACUUCUCAAAGAUGUAAACAAAAACAAGAUGCUGUGGAAAAGAAAGACAAACAAAUUGAAGAAAUUCAGCAAGCUUUGAGAAUAAAAAACGAUGAAGAAAUGGAUCGACAGAAGAGAAUGCACAACGCUCGUAAGAUGAUAGAGGACUGGCAGAAUGAGCUCAACAGUACAGGAAACUCUGAGAAUCUUCAACCACAGAUUGAUUCUAUUAACAAUGAGCUAAGACAGUUGCAAGAAGAAAAGGCAAAUAUUGAUGGUGAAAUGAGUGAUCUGCGAAGAGAGAGAGAGAACCUAGAGAGGGAAAAGAAAAGAGUAACUGAUCGCAUUGUACAGUUUAACAAUAUGAUGAAUCUGAAGGAAGAUAAGCUCAGAGGGAGAUACCGAGACACACACAAUGCUCUUCUGUGGCUAAGGGAGAACAAAGACCGAUUUAAAAGAAGUGUCUGUGAACCCAUGAUGCUUGCAAUAAACAUGAAAGACAAUAGACAUGCUAAAUAUGUUGAAAAUCACAUUUCAGCAAAUGAUAUGAGGGCCUUUGUUUUUGAAAGUCAAGAAGACAUGGAAAUAUUUCUUCGGGAGGUGCGUGACCAUCAGAAACUAAAAGUUAAUGCUGUAUGUGCACCCAUUGUGUCAUGUGCUGAAAAUAGACCUUCAAGAUCAGUUGAAGAGUUGCACCAAUAUGGUGUUUUCUCUUAUUUGCGAGAGUUAUUUGAUGCUCCUCAUCCUGUGAUGAGUUACCUUUGUUCGCAGUAUCGUGUUCAUGAUGUCCCUGUGGGAACUGAGAAGACCAGAAGCAUGAUUGAAAGGGUCAUACAAGAAACCAAAUUUAAGCAAAUCUACACAGCAGAAGAAAGAUAUUCAGUGAGAGUGUCUGCUUAUACAAACCAAACUAUUUCUAGUAACACAUCCCUGAGACCAGCGCAGUUUCUCACUGUCACAGUAGAUGCAGAUGAAAGAAGGCAGUUGGAAAACCAGCUAAAGGAUAUUAAUAGACUUUUCCAGUUACGGGAUACUCAAUUGCAUACAUUAUAUGAGAGGCAGAAGGGUCUGGAACGCAAAGAUAAUGAGCUGAGACAGCAAAAGAAGGAACGUUUGGAGAGAAAAAACAAAAGGAAACAACUGGAAUCAAAAAUUAGUAUGAAACAUGAUAGUUUGAAACAGAUGGAGCAAGAUGCCAUCAAUCUAGAAGAGGAGUCUCAACAAACAAAUGCUAGGAUCAAAGAAAUUAAUGUCCAAAAAGCAAAACUUGUUACAGAAUUAAUGCAACUCAUAAAGAAUUGCAUAACACUGAACAUCCUCAAAGUGGAUUUGGUUCUUCAGAGCACUACAGUGAAUUCCAAGAAGAAUAGACUAGAAUCUGAUUAUAAAGCAGCAACUGUACAACUAAGAGCUUUAGAGCAACAAGUUUCUGACUUGGGUGGAAAAAAACGUGUUCUUUUGGAGAAGUGCAAGGGACUGAUGAGGAAAGCUAGACAUGCAUGUAAUCUCAGCCCUGAUCAAGAAAUUCCAAAAGACUUUCAGACUGCAUUCCAGGACCUUCCAAGCACAUUGGAUGAAAUUGAUGCUUUACUGAAUGAAGAGAAAUCAAGAGCCUCCUGCUUCACAGGCCUAAAUGCUUCAGUUGUUGAAGAAUAUAAUAGAAGGGCACAAGAAAUACAGCAAGUAACGGAAGAACUAGAAGAAAAGAAAAGCGAAUUGGAGAGCUAUAGGCAAAACAUUUCACAAGUUAAAGAAAGGUGGCUAACACCUUUGAAACAGCUGGUUGAACAAAUUAAUGAAAAGUUCAGUAAUUUUUUUAGUUCUAUGCAGUGUGCUGGUGAAGUUGAUCUUCAUACAGAAAAUGAGGAGGAGUAUGACAAAUAUGGGAUUCGAAUUAGAGUUAAAUUCCGUAGUAAUACCCAACUGCAUGAACUGACUCCUCACCAUCAGAGUGGAGGUGAGAGAAGUGUUUCGACUAUGCUGUACUUGAUGGCUCUGCAGGAACUCAACAGAUGUCCUUUCAGGGUUGUAGAUGAAAUAAAUCAGGGAAUGGACCCAGUCAAUGAGAGGAGAGUUUUUGAAAUGGUUGUGAAGACUGCUUGUAAAGAGAGCACUUCUCAGUAUUUCUUUAUUACACCAAAGCUCCUGCAGAAUCUCACCUAUGCUGAAAAAAUGACAGUGUUGUUUGUCUACAAUGGACCUUUUAUGCUAGAACCAACGAAGUGGAACUUAAAGGCAUUCCGUAGGCGGCGGCGACAAUUUGAGCAAAUGGAUCAGUAGUGAAUUCCAUAGUGUCUUUUGGAGCUACUGGUCUGUGAGACUGUAUUUAUGAAAACAGUGGUUGAAUCUGAGAGGGAAACCUGCAGAGAACUGACAAUGAAGAGCUGGGCUUCUUUUUUUUUGAAACUUAUCUUCAAAUAUAUGUAAUAUUUUCUUAGAUCUGUUCUAGACAUCUAUUCCUUCAAAGAAAAUCUCAUUUUUACCUCGGACUAGCUAUCUUAAUGGGAGGGCCCCUAGAAACCUGGAUCUUUUGCACUUUGCUAUAUCCAACAUACGCAUCAGGAAAUUUUAGCUGUCUGUUUAUUUCUUUCCAAAUGAGUUAUGUUUGGUCAAAUCCACUUUUGUUGAAGUUUUCUAAAGUUGUGAUGUAUAUUAGGUUAAUACAUUGCACAGGUAACUUGAAGAUAAAGUUACAGUGGAUAGCUGUGAAGUGGUUCUAUUGAAAUGGUAACUACGUGAGUGAGGCAGAAGGGUAUGUGAUGUCACCAGACUCUCAACUAGUGUGAUGUAGCCUUCUAUCACAGUUUUUUCUUGUGGUGGUUAUUAAAUAUAAAAUAGCAUACA